AUGGCGGCUCACGGCCUCAACCAGGUCCCAGCCAACGUAGUAGAGUGGCGAGACGCAAUAUACAGGCAUGGCCUUCAACGGCGGACUCUCGAGCAGCUGUGGAUGGAAGAACUAGAUCAUUUCUUUAAUGAAGACCACAUCAAUGAUGCGAUAAAAUUUAUGGAAGGAAACCUACUCGGACUUCACAUGCUCCAGACGCUAUGUCGACAUAUAUGUGUUCCAGAGGACGCGCUCACCAUUACCCUGCCCAAGUACUCCGGUACCCUUGCUGGGGAGCUCGGCCCAUUCAGUAUGCUCACUAAUUUGUUCAACCAGCUGGAGGAUAGAUCGAUCCAGGCUUCGAUUGAAGAACGUCGGACGCUUGGGCUCGAUUCUAUGACGCCAUGCAGCACGCAGCACGCGCAGACCCAGAAAGUCCAACGCAUCAGGCUUUUGAAGAGGCCAACACGGAGGAUAUCGAAAUGUCAUCCAACUUCCCAACAACACAGCAGUAUGCAAUUCCGAGCUCGUGUAGAUGGAAGUAUCCUAUUCAGCCUAUCUGUUGCUGGCAUGCCGCGUGAAGCUGCGAUAUUUGAAGUUAAACGUGCUCCCCGUAAAGGGAAAGACAGCGUCCCUAUCCUAGCGCAGCAAGCGAUGGAGCAUGCUGUAUACAUCUGGAAAUGCCAUACACGCGACGAAAUGGUGAUACUCCCCAAUCAUUCGUGUACUCUUAUUCUAACACGUGCAAUUCUUACUGACGAGGCUGUAGUGGACAAAAAGAGUCAGGCUUAUCAUACCAUUAUGGUGGCUCAAGACCACCUAGGUUUCCAUAUUAUCAUUGGGACUUACAAUAACACAUAUCUAGAAUACAUUUUCGGGCCAGGAUCCCAGUCGGUCCUUCCGGCACGAGGCACCAACAAGUUCCCGUUCCUCCAGAUACAAGAACUGGGGCCAUUUAAUAUCAAAAUGGAGGACCAUCUUCGUAACUUUUUACGUAUUAUGCUUGCAUUUAUUCUCUGGCAACUUGAAAAAUCAGGUGACGAUGCUAUGUUCAAAGAGGCAUUUGGCUGA
Molecule: messenger RNA, 1050 nt
Organism: Nannizzia gypsea CBS 118893
Lineage: Eukaryota; Fungi; Ascomycota; Eurotiomycetes; Onygenales; Arthrodermataceae
Exons: 3
Coding region: 1-1050 (349 amino acids)
Source: RefSeq, a predicted model, not a curated record